Molecule: messenger RNA, 1803 nt
Organism: Capsicum annuum
Lineage: Eukaryota; Viridiplantae; Streptophyta; Magnoliopsida; Solanales; Solanaceae
Exons: 8
Coding region: 836-1507 (223 amino acids)
Biological process (GO): protein ubiquitination
Cellular component (GO): membrane
Molecular function (GO): zinc ion binding; ubiquitin-protein transferase activity
Source: RefSeq, a predicted model, not a curated record
CGACUUCUGGAUCAUCAAGAGACAUUUUCGAGAAGUUGAAUCAAUGGUCGAGUUUAAGCAUUUAGAAAAAGUUCUGAAAACUUUCUUUUGAUAAAAUCAGAUUUUUGAGACACUUUUGUUUUUUUGUGAAAAUACUUUUGAGUAGGGAGUAAAACUUUUAAAGCAACAACUAUCCUAACACGUUCGAGAGUUAUUAGUCCAAAGUGUUGUUAAACUAAUUCUCUUUUUCAGUAUCGUUAUUAGUCUUCCAUUAUGGCAUAUUUUUUGGUUCCUACUUUUUAAAGCUUUUGUAUUUACCUCAACGCCACAUCACUUUUUCCCCCUCUCAUACCAUUUCCUUUUUCUCACCUAAGAAAAUCCUAAUUUAUUGCUUCUUCUCUUUAUUUUUCAUUUAUAAAAUAAUACUCCCUCCGUUCCAUUUUACGUGUUAUUCUUUUACUUGGCAGGGUAUUUAAGAAAAGAAAAAAAAAAUAUUCGAAAGUGUCAUAUGGAAUGACAGGGAGGAAGUACUAAAAAGGAAAUAUUCGAAAAGUGACGUUGAACAUUGGAGACCUCCACUUGUGCAUGCUGAAAGGCAUCUGGAUUUGGAUUGCUGUGGAGGUUGACUUCAUGACUUUUAACAACUAAAAACAGAACUCUUGCUUUAUCAUUAAACCAUAAUUCUGGAGAAAACCUGUUCUAAAAGAUACUUGGACUGAGAAAAAUUGGAAUGGCAAAUCAAAAGUGCAUAGUGGAAGAAAAGAAUGAAGAGGAAGGAUGAGUGUUUAGUUUCUUCUCUUGCAAAAAUGCCAUCCCAUUCUUGACGGACGUCCACGUAGAGUCUGCACCAAGGAAGAUGAAGAACGAAUGUAGGAUUUGCCAUGAUGGCGAUGAUGAUUCUAACAUGGAGGUACCCUGUUCUUGCCGCGGAACCCUCAAGUAUGCACAUCGCAAAUGUGUACAGAGGUGGUGCAAUGAGAAGGGGGACACCAUCUGUGAAAUAUGCUGCCAGGAUUUUAACCCAGAUUAUACAGCACCAGCUCCUCUAUUUGGCAGAUUUACAAUGAACACGAGAGGAAACUGGGAUAUUUCCAUGGGUGGGGUCGACUAUCCUCAUUUUGCUGCAUUGGUCUCUGCAGAUCACAAUUUUCUUGCUUAUGAAUCUGAUGAGUAUGCAGCAUUUUACCCAAGAAGUUUGAUAUUCUGCCGUGUUGUUGCCAUAACUUUUGUGCUUCUUCUGAUGUUGCGUACAAUGCUGCCAAUAAUCGUCGGUGUUGCUGGAGAUAACUCGGUAAUAUUGGUCAUGUUAUUAGUGUUGAAAGCUAUUGGAAUCCUACUGGCAGUCUAUGUUGUGGUGAAAACUUUUAUUGCUGUACGACAUCGGAGGCAUCAGCAGGGUCUUCAUCACUCACAGGAAGAAAACGAGCUGCCAUUACAACAGCUUCAGCACUCUCAAAUUGUUCCAUUGAAUGACGAGAAUGGAAUACCACUACAGCCACCUCAGACACAUCUUAUACAUGUCCGAUGAAUCCUUAAAAUACAAUUUAUCUCAACACCAGUGGGAAGUUUGGCACUGCAACUGGUGAUCCUCCGUAAACAUCAUCAGCUCGCUGCUCCAUAAUUGAGUAUUCUUCUGUUGAGAUUCGGCCAUAAGAUGGUCAUGCAGAUUGAUUGUUGGCAGACAAAUAAAGCAAAGCUGCAAAAAGAAGUCAAAUGAUUUCGCAUAACAGUGUUUGUCUUUUAGACAUUUCUAUCUUGCUUUAAGUAUCUUAUACUCCAUACUAACUCAGAUUCACAGUAAUAAUACUGGAAAAGAUGCUUGCA